Molecule: messenger RNA, 1767 nt
Organism: Zingiber officinale
Lineage: Eukaryota; Viridiplantae; Streptophyta; Magnoliopsida; Zingiberales; Zingiberaceae
Product: phospholipase A1-Igamma1, chloroplastic-like
Exons: 2
Coding region: 29-1567 (512 amino acids)
Biological process (GO): lipid metabolic process
Molecular function (GO): glycerophospholipase activity
Source: RefSeq, a predicted model, not a curated record
CCCAUGGUCAUCAGCCACUUUUCAAUCCAUGGCGGCGACCGCACAAACCAAUCUUCCUCCAUGCUUCCUCAUGCCCGCCGCCUGGCCUCUCAGGCCCAUCCUAAACCAGCCCCUCGUCCGGGCCCGACCCUCGCCGGCACCUACGUCGAGGGCUUCCACGGCACGAUUCGCAAUAUCGGCGGCGAUGAAGGGAGAGUCCAGGUCCUCGAUCAUCGAGAAGGAACAGGGGCUCUAUGAGAAAGCUCCGGUGGUCAACGUCGAUGGGCAACUCGCCGAUCGGUGGCGUGAGAUCCACGGCUCCGGCGACUGGGCCGGCCUGCUCGACCCGGUGGACCCUCUCCUGCGAUCGGAGCUGAUCCGCUACGGAGAGUUCGUCCAGGCCUGCUACGACUCUUUCAACUACGAUCCCUACUCCCGUUUCUGCGGCAACUGCAGGUACACCCCGGCAAGCUUCUUCGCCAACCUCGGCAUGGCCGACCACGGCUACUCCGUGACGCGCUACCUCUACGCGACCUCCAACAUCGAGCUCCCCAAUUUCUUCCGCUCCUCGAAGCUCCACCAAAAGACCUGGAGCCAGAAGGCCAACUGGAUCGGCUACAUCGCGGUGUCCGGCGACGAGGCCACGGCACGGCUCGGCCGGCGCGACAUCAUCGUGGUGUGGCGGGGAACGGUGACGGUGUUGGAGUGGAUCGAGGACCUGAAGACCUCCCAACACCCGGUGAAGGCGAGAGGGAUCCCCUGUCCGGACGAGUCCGUCAAGGUGGAGUCAGGCUUCGCCGAUCUGUACGUGAACAAGGACGCGACGUGCCGGUUCUGCAAGUACUCGGCCCGGGAGCAGGUGCUGUCGGAGGUGCGGAAACUGGUCGAACUUUACGCCGGCGAGAAAGGGGAAGAGGUGAGCGUGUCGGUGAUGGGUCACAGCUUGGGGAGCGCGCUGGCGGUCCUGAACGCGUACGACAUCGCGGAGAUGGGGUUAACGAAGGUGGGGGAGAAGGCGGUGGUCCCGCUGACGGUCUUCUCGUUCGCCGGCCCGAGGGUGGGAAACGCGCGGUUCAAGGAGCGGUUCGACAAGGAGCUGGGGAUCAAGGCGAUCCGGGUGGUCAACGUGCACGACUCGGUGCCCAAGGUGCCGGGGCUAGUGUUGAACGAGCAGGUGCCGGCGCUCUUGUGGCGGAUUCUGGAGAAGAUGCCGUGGAGCUACAGCCACGUGGGGGUGGAACUGGGACUCGACCACAAACUCUCGCCCUUCCUCAAGAACACCAGGGACAUCUCCUGCUUCCACAACCUCGAGGCGCACCUCCAUCUCCUCGAUGGGUACCAUGGGAAGGGGCGUAGCUUUGCGUCGGCGAGCGGGAGAGAUCCGGCGUUGGUAAACAAGUCGAGCGACUUCCUCAAGGAACAAGUCCUGGUGCCGCCUUACUGGAGGCAAGACGAGAACAAGGGCAUGACUCAAGCUGAUGGCCGCUGGUUACUGCCGGACCGCGACGACCACGAGUUGGAAGACCAUCCCCAAGACACCCACCACUUCCUCCGCCGGCUGGGACUUGCAGGUCAUCAGCAAACCUGAAGGCCAUGCACCUUCAUGAAAUUCAUGGGCGGCUCACGGCUGGCUCUUUGUUAUUUAAAAUGUAACAAAUUUAAAUAAUUUUUUACAGCCUUCGAAUCAGCACGAGAUCGAUCAGCUUUUAAAUAAGGCUCAAGGCCAGUGCGAUCGAUCGUAUCUUGUAGUAUAAGUUAAUAACAUGGUCAUGUGUACGAUGAACAAAA